Molecule: messenger RNA, 198 nt
Organism: Acanthamoeba castellanii str. Neff
Lineage: Eukaryota; Discosea; Longamoebia; Acanthamoebidae
Exons: 2
Source: RefSeq, a predicted model, not a curated record
AUGGAAGCUCAGCUGCGUCAGAAGUACUUCAUUGCUGAGGAGAAGCUGAUUGCCAAAGCCUGCUGCCCAAAGCACCCCAAUGGGAAGACUGUUGGCAUUUCUGGAGCUGAUCAUGAUGAAAUCAAGCAGCAAAUCCCCAGUGUUGAGGCUUGGCUAGGCAGGAAGUAUAGGAGGGACCUUGGCCAGGCCAGACCUGAG